CCGCGCUGCCCAACCAUGGUCAACCCUACCGUGUUCUUUGACAUCGCCGUCAACGGCGAGCCCUUGGACCGCGUCUCCUUUGAGCUGUUUGCGGACAAAGUUCCAAAGACAGCAGAAAACUUUCGUGCUCUGAGCACUGGGGAGAAAGGCUUUGGUUAUAAAGGUUCCUGCUGUCACAGAAUAAUUCCGGGAUUUAUGUGCCAGGGUGGUGACUUCACAUGCCAUAAUGGCACUGGUGGCAAUUCCAUCUACGGGGAGAAAUUUGAUGACGAGAAUUUCCUCCUGAAGCAUACGGGUCCUGGCAUCUUGUCCAUGGCAAAUGCUGGCCCCAACACAAACGGUUCCCAGUUUUUCAUCUGCACUGCCAAGACUGAGUGGUUGGAUGGCAAGCAUGUGGUCUCUGGCAAGGUGAAAGAGGGCACGAAUACUGUGGAAGCCAUGGAGCGCUUGGGGUCCAGGAAUGGCAAGACCAGCAAGAAGAUCACCACUGCUGACUGUGGACAAAUCUAACAAUAAGUUUGACUUGUGUUUUA
Molecule: messenger RNA, 533 nt
Organism: Delphinapterus leucas (beluga whale)
Lineage: Eukaryota; Metazoa; Chordata; Mammalia; Artiodactyla; Monodontidae
Product: peptidyl-prolyl cis-trans isomerase A-like
Biological process (GO): protein folding; protein peptidyl-prolyl isomerization
Cellular component (GO): cytoplasm
Molecular function (GO): cyclosporin A binding; peptidyl-prolyl cis-trans isomerase activity
Source: RefSeq, a predicted model, not a curated record